Messenger RNA from Physella acuta, 786 nucleotides. RefSeq names its product acetylgalactosaminyl-O-glycosyl-glycoprotein beta-1,3-N-acetylglucosaminyltransferase. Gene Ontology annotation, cellular component: Golgi membrane. Gene Ontology annotation, biological process: protein O-linked glycosylation. Gene Ontology annotation, molecular function: hexosyltransferase activity. The record is from RefSeq and is a predicted model, not a curated record. NCBI's taxonomy places the organism in Eukaryota, Metazoa, Mollusca, Gastropoda, Physidae.
GUUGUAAUGAGCCCAUCCAAAAACUGUGGGAACACAAGUACAUACGACGCUGUCAUGGCUGUCCAUUCCGCGCCUGCGCAUUUUGAAAAGAGGAAGACCUUCCGGUGGUUGUAUGGUGACCAGAACAAAACUCAUCCGUAUAAAAUAAAGCUGCUGUUCUUUAUUGGGACGGUGCUGAAUCCUGCACUACAAGCCAACCUCUCCCAGGAGUUUCACGAGUUCAGUGACCUCGUGCAGGGCAGCUUCAUCGAUUCCUACCACAACCUCACCUACAAGGCCAUCUUCCUCUUCCACUGGCUCGACGCCAACUGCCGCGGGCUCAAGCUCCUUCUCCGUGUCGACGACGACAUCUUCUUCAUCGCUCAACGCUUUUUCCCCUUCUGGACCAAAACACCAAAACACCGCUUCAUCGGCUGUGAGGUGAUGACCAACGACCUCGUCAGGAGAAACGGAAAAUGGGGAGUUCCGGUUUCACUUGUGGCGGAGAAACGCUACAACUUCAGCCGGUGUUUGGGGUACUUUACGGCCGUGACCCCUGACCUUGUUCACGAGAUGAGCGAGGCGGCAAGGUCAAUGCCGUUUUACUGGAUAGACGACGUGUUCAUGUACGGGUUUGUGCCCAAGAGGCUUCAGGUCAAGUUAGAGAACAUUAGGGCCGGGAUGAUGAGGAAGAAGACGGAGGACUUUGUUAAGUGUGUGGAAACAAAAGGAAAAAAUUGUCCCUUAUGGGUUUUAUUGGCAGACUAUCAAAAGUUACCUUAUUUAUAUGAGCUAAUAAACAAGUAA